This is a messenger RNA of Gambusia affinis (western mosquitofish), 5504 nucleotides long. RefSeq names its product collagen, type X, alpha 1b (gene col10a1b). The transcript is spliced from 3 exons. Lineage: Eukaryota; Metazoa; Chordata; Actinopteri; Cyprinodontiformes; Poeciliidae. Bases 2976 to 4946 code for a protein of 656 amino acids. Gene Ontology annotation, cellular component: basement membrane. Gene Ontology annotation, molecular function: protein binding. The record is from RefSeq and is a predicted model, not a curated record.
CGUAUUUUAGAUACUCUACCGUACUGACUAGGGCUGGGCAAUAAAUCAACAAUAUAUAUUGUUACUACUGGGGUCGUUUAACCUAAUUAUGCAAAUGAGUGUGCAGGUGCCUGUUUUUGAUUGGUGCCUGGAGGACAACGGGGGACGUCCGAUUGGUGGCCUCCCGGAGGUGACGGAUAUAAAAGCUGGUGACUGACUUCCUGCCAUCCAUCCUCGGCUCAUCCCAACUGACCACAAUGUUUGACAUCAUGUAAAGUUCUGGAGUUUGUAGGAGUGAGCUGCCGUUUCUGUUUUCUUAGGUUUCUCAUGUUUUUCUUAGUUAGGGAGGUAAGAUUUUCUCAUUUGGUUUAUUUACUUUCAAUUAGGUAAGUUGGUUAAUACUCAGAUAGUUUCCUUUUGUUUGUUGUUUUUGGCAUUAGCUCACUCUGAAGUCAUACGCUCCACUUGUUGUAACAUCUCAAUCAAAAAAUACAUCUUUAUAAAAUAAAUAGAAUUAUAAAAUGUUCAACUUUGUGUGUUUGGCUGCUUGGGAUCUGAAGAGGACGGAUUCUUUAUGUUAUGAUCUGGCCACGCCUAGACGGGUCGUAACAAUAUCGUGACGUGUCCGAUAGAACGUUGAAUAAUUUCACUGAACUCCAAUCCAGAACCAAAUGACAUUCUGGGAGAUUUAGGCAGAGGAACGACAGCUAAGUAAACUUUUUUCUGUCCGCUCAACUUUCCAUGAAUAUGGAUAUAUUUCAACAAUAUUAUCAUACUGAUAUAAAGAUUGGGUUUUGUGAUGUUGCAAUGUUUAAGCAAAAUCGUAAAUAAAGUUAUUUCACUUAAAAAUGGAGCUAAUUUUUAGAAAGCGGUAAUUGUGAAUUAAACUAAGCCAGAGGAUUAGAUCGCUAAUAUCAUAAUUGAACUCUUCAUCCCCUGUUAGGAAAAGCAAAUUUUAUUAUGAUAAAACUUAAAGAUGGAAUACAUUUCUUGUACAAUAUGUAGUUUUGAAAAUCUUUCUAAAAACAUAAAGUUGCAAUUGAAAAAAUGAGUAUUGUCUCAAAAUCCCUGUCACAAAUCACACAGGAAUUGAUAUUUAUUGGCAUUAGCUCAACCUUAUCUCAAACUAACUUUUAGCCAUAUAAAAGAUGUUUAUUUUUUUCUUUUGAGUAACAGCUGUAUCAUGGGGAUACAGCUGUCAAAUUGCAGGGAGAAUUUUCUUUAAAACUGUUAAGUUGAAAAUUAGCACAUUUUAAUGUGUAUUUUUUGCCAUUUUGGAAAUAUAACAAUGUUUACAGAGAAAAUUGUGCCUGUCACAGAAGAGAAAAAAAAUUUGUUUUCAGACAAAGUAUUUAAAUAAUUUUUGUUUCACUCUACUGAGCAUGUGAGAUUCAUCAAAUUUUGCUCUGUAUUUAACAAGUCAGAACAAAAUCCAUUUGGAUACUGAAAUAUCUCCAGCAAUAACGUUGGAACACAAAAAUACCUAUACUGUAUAUUUCAAAUUGAUUUUGUUGUUUUUUGUAAUUGUAGUUGUACUUUUUGGCAGCACAAACAGUGACCAGUCCCGCCAUUUGGGAUGUCAAAGUUACGACAGAGGGCGUACUGUUACAACUGUCACAUUUUUGCAUGCUUGUAACCAGCACACUCAAACCCUUAUGUGCACUUUGAGUCCACACUUUAUAGAGAGGUGUGGACUAUCCCAAUACCAGUGCAAGUAUUGGGACCAGGACUGUAUUUCUCUUUGACAGGAAAUCAAAAGAGCCACAGAAAAUACAGCGGAGCCAAUUCAGUUUCAUCAUCUGAUCUGAUUCUUAAAGCCAUAAAUACACUUUAGCUUGAAGCAGCUUACUGCAUCAAUACCACAGAUGUACACAGCUUGAAAUUAUUCAGCAAAAAUCCUGCUUCUUAAAUUUCUUUUAGUUUUUUUUUUUUUUUUUUUUGCUCUUUUAUUAUAUGUUUAAGAUCUAAUUUCAUGUAAAGAGAUAUUCAGAAGCCUCUGUGAGCUACACUUCUAUUAGUCAUCAGGAUGAAGAAGAGAAUCUGACAAAACCUUACUUCUGCCUCCUAGUGUCUGAACAGUGAACUGUUCUUCCCUGCAUCCCUCUGCUAAGCCUAGGACUCACACAGCAAAGCAGGCCUUUUGAUGUGAAAUUCAAGCCUGUAUAUAGAUCAUUCGAUUGUCUCUGCAAGCACAGCUAGAAAGAUCAAUUUUUGAAAUUACAGGUCAAAAUAUGUGAUUAAAGCAAAGCUGGAAAAAAAUAGUAUGUGGGAAAAGAUGUUUACUGUGGGUUUUAUCCUGCAGUGUCUUCAGAGAAGAGGAAAACAGUGUCAGACUCUCACAGCCUUUAAUUUUCCAGAAACACAUUUUGAGACAGACCACUUGGUCAAAAAGGGCCUGUUUUUACACAACAAAAAUAAAACUGUUUGUGCAUUUACAAGGAAAGAAAACCCCACCAAACCUGGAAUUCAAAGUCAACCAAACCUGCAAAUAGAGGGAUUUAAUGAAGCCUGGGUCUGAUGUGGACAACCAGUCAAAUGAGACUGAAAGCACAGUAAUGCUUCAGUAGUGCUAAUGAUGAACAGUAGCAGAGCUCAAGUCAUCCAGAGGGAGACUCUCCCCUCCGCUACUCCACACAGGCAGAGAGAACCAGGCAGCAGGCAGAGGAAGGAGGGAGGGAAGAUGGGAGAGAGGGAGAACCGUCACUCUGAAGUGACAGGCCUCUUUGGGACAUGGCACCCAUCAUUAAAGAUGACAUCAGAGCAGGGAGGGUCUUCCGUGUGAGGUAGAUGAUUCCAUGAUGCUGGAGAGCAGCUCAGUAUAAAAACCUUGAGCCCAGCGUGUUGGGAAGCAGCAGCUGCCACUCACACUGGCAGACCCACUCUACGACUAAGGAUAUACAAGUACCGUGCAGGGACAGCAGCCUCCUGACACCCAUAUACCCCACCCCACUACUUGUUUCUUUGGAGCGUAAACCUUCAAGGUUUAGCUUCACAAGAUGGACUUAAGGGUAACAAGCCUCCUUUUUAUCCUCCUGGCAUUGGCCGAGGGAACCCCCGAGAGAUACUACGCGCCAAAAGUGACAAAGGUCCCGUACCCCGUGAAGAGUCACUCUGUUGCAGGACCACAAGGUCCUCCAGGACCACCAGGUGAGCCAGGACCAAUGGGACCAUCUGGACCUCCUGGAGAAAGGGGUGUUGGUCAUCCUGGACCUCGGGGCCCUCCAGGACCACCUGGCGCCUCUGGCCUCUCUCAGGCUGGCAAACCUGGUACCCCAGGUGCUCCUGGAAAACCCGGAAUCCCUGGUGCACCUGGUGAAAGAGGAUUAAACGGUGCAACUGGACCAAUGGGACCAAGAGGUUCCCCCGGUACACCUGGAACCCCUGGACCUGCUGGACUUUCAGCCACUGGAAAACCUGGACCAGCAGGGCUUCCGGGUCCAAUGGGUCACAGAGGAGAACCUGGUUUGAAGGGGCAUCCUGGUAUCCCUGGUCUUCCUGGUCCUAAAGGAGAGAGAGGCAUUGGUGUUCCUGGGGUCCAGGGUCCACCAGGUGGAACUGGGCCAAUGGGCCCAUCUGGCAUGCCUGGCAAACCUGGAGUUGGCAAGUCUGGUUCCCCUGGCUAUCCGGGAGAACCUGGUAAGGCGGGAAUGCCAGGAAGGGAUGGUGCCCCUGGGCCAAUGGGUUUGCCAGGUCUUAAAGGUCACACUGGACCUCCAGGUGUAGGAGCACCAGGAAAACCAGGCCAGAAUGGUACCCCAGGUACACCCGGGCCUAUGGGAUCCAGAGGUCCACAGGGACCUGCUGGUCAACCAGGCUCCCCUGGUAUGCCAGGUGUUGGUAAGACUGGUGAACCCGGAAUACCAGGAUCCAGAGGAGCUCCAGGAAGUCCAGGAACCACUGGUCAGAAAGGAGAACCAGGCCCAACUGGAUUUACUGGUCAACCAGGUGCUCCCGGUCCUAUAGGGCCAGCUGGUCCACAGGGUGCAAGAGGAUUUCAGGGUGAGUCAGGCCCAGUAGGACCCAAAGGUGAUAUUGGUAUGGUUGGUGCACCAGGCCCAAGAGGAUCCAAGGGUGAGCAGGGAGCACAAGGCUUUACUGGAAAACCAGGUGUUCCUGGUGCAGUAGGUCCCCCAGGAGUUCCAGGCCAUAAUGGAGCGCAGGGUCCAAAGGGUUCACAAGGCCAUGGUGGCCCUCCAGGAAGUCCUGGUGCAAAUGGUGUACCUGGACUUAAAGGACACACAGGGGCCCCAGGAGCACCAGGUAAAAGCGGUGAACCUGGACUGCCAGGAGAAUCAGGACCAGUUGGCCCCCCUGGUCCAUCAGGCCCCCCUGGACUUAAGGGACACCCAGGUCUCCCAGGUCCACCUGGUCCAGCAGGCCUGACAGCUAAGGGAAUUUCUGGCCCUAUGGGUCCCCCAGGACCUCCAGGUCAGAGAGGCCAUGAUGGUCUCCCUGGUCCUGCUGGUCCUCCUGGUCCACCUGGUCCCCCAGGAGAGAUGGUGUACCACCAUGAAAAGAGUAUGCCAAUCAAGUCCCACGAGGUUGUGAUGCCUCAUGAAGUGAUGAAGGCUCCCAUGUCUGCCUUUAGUGCUGUGCUGACCAUGGCCUACCCCCCUGCUGGAACCCCUAUUGCUUUCAACCAGGUUCUUUACAAUGGAGAGAACCACUAUGACCCCCACAGCGGUGUGUUCACCUGUCAGAUCCCAGGUCUUUACUAUUUUAGCUUCCACGUGCAUGUCAAUGGUGCAAAUGCAUUGGUGGCCCUCUACAAAAAUGAGGAGCCUUCGGUUUUCAUCUAUGAUGAAUACAACAAGGGCUUCUUGGAUCAGAUGGCAGGCAGUGCUGUUUUUAUGCUGCACCCGGGGGACAGAGUCUAUGUUCAAGUUCCCGAUGAGGAAAGCAAUGGUAUAUUUGCUGCUGACAAUGUUCACUGUGGCUUCUCUGGGUUCUUGAUUGCCUCAACGUGAUUUAAUGAAUCCCUGUAAACCUCAAAACCUUACAAGAAAACAUUAAACUGUUCAGAGAAAUAGAUUAAUUUACACAAAUUGAAAUAAAGAUUGUAAAUCUGUUUUACCGUUUACCAACCUCACUCAAAGUGACAAGGGUUAAAAUUAAUCAAUGAACCGAGAUACCAUUUUUCUAAAAAAUUUAGGCCUCAAAUUUAUCCUUGUUCCCUGUUCACUCUAUGCCUUAGAAAUGAAACAAAAACAUAGAAUGAUAUUGGAAGAUUUCUUAAGUGGUGCCCUACAGUUACCUGGAACCUUUACAGAUACUUUUUUAUUUGUGUUUGUUUUUUUAUUCUUGUUUGUUUAAGGAUUUCCUUUAAAUUUACAAACAAAAAUAUGCAAAACUGAUCUAAUAUAUGUUAUAAGAGAUCAGCACAUUUACACCAGCACUGUGACUACAAACAGAACAUUGGAGGAGAAUUUCAAACUGCUUUUUUGUAACUAUAUCCCAUUGGAUGUGUUAAGUUAUGUACCACUUACUGAGAAAAACAUGGAAUAAAAGUACGACUUUGAAAAAUG